AUGGUGCUUGAACCAGGGUCAGAUUCACCGGUUAGCUGUCAGCCGAACGAUAGCCAUUGUCCGGCCGGUAACGAAUGUGUUGAAAGUUCCAUUCUUGGAUUCCAUUUAUGUUGUUCGGCGUUGUCAAAAAAUGUAUCGGCAUUCAAACGGCCAUCUCGAAACAAUUGCCCAAGAAAUAUCCGUACAAAUAGACAAUCUUGUGAGGUGAACGCGAUUGGUGUGUGUCCAUUCGGAUAUACGUGUCUCGCUCGUAGAACCUCAUCAUCAAACACACGAGGUUCAUGUUGUUUUGCACAACCGAAAUGUCUUAUCGGUCAACCGAAAGUGGUCAGUGGAGAUCAGGUUUGA
Molecule: messenger RNA, 348 nt
Organism: Anisakis simplex (herring worm)
Lineage: Eukaryota; Metazoa; Nematoda; Chromadorea; Rhabditida; Anisakidae
Source: the annotation of a GenBank genome assembly